AAGCUUCAAAGGAGGGCUCGGUUUGCGCAUGCGCGUUUAAAGUACACGGGGCGUAAAUAGUUGUGUAUUUGGCCAUGCUUAACAAACACGUUGCAACCGAUAAGGCGAUACAAAGUAACGUCGACGCGGCGAUAUCGUGGAGAGUAAGCCCGAAUCCCACAACGAUGCCCCGCCUCCUGGUGUCUCUCUGACGGGGAGGCAGAGCACCAUCGAGCCUUCAGUCAGUCUGACAGUAAGCAUAGAGGACAUAAGACCUCCACAGGAUUGACCCAUCCAUCCAUCCAUUUUUCUACCGCUUAUUCCCUUUGGUGCCCAUCUCAGCUACAAUCGGGCGGAAGGAGGGAUGCACCCCGGACAAGUCGCCACCUCAUCGCAGACAGGAUAGACCAUCGAAAGGAAAGCUCAACAGGACAACUCUCAUAUUUCUUGCCAAAUAGUCGCACAGAAACUGGACGGAUCUUUUUGUGAGUAAAGACGUCUAAACUGGAUCCUUCCUUUAAAGGCCUACUGAAAUGAGAUUUUCUUAUUUAAACGGGGAUAGCAGGUCCAUUCUAUGUGUCAUACUUGAUCAUUUCGCGAUAUUGCCAUAUUUUUGCUGAAAGGAUUUAGUAGAGAACAUCGUCGAUAAAGUUCGCAACUUUUGGUCGCUAAUAAAAAAAGCCUUGCCUGUACCGGAAGUAGCAGACGAUGUGCGUGUGACGUCACGGGUUGUAGGGCUCCUCACUUUGUUUAUAAUCAUAGCCACCAGCAGCGAGAAAGCUAUUUUGAGCGAGGAUGAAAUAUUUGUGGAUGAGGAAAGUUAGAGUGAAGCACUAGAAAAAAAAAAAGAAAAAGGCGAGUGCAGUGGGAGCGAAUCAGAUGUUAUUAGACACAUUUACUAGGAUAAUUCCGGAAAAUCCCUUAUCUGCUUAUUGUGUUAAUAGUGUUUUAGUGAAAUUAUAAAGUCAUACCUGAAAGUCGGAGGGCUGCGGUGUCCGCCUGUGUCGCUGAGAGAAGCCAAGAUGACAGCUGCUGCAAGAGGACGCUAACUCCGCAUAAGUCUCCGGUAAGAGCCGACUUAAUAUCACAAUUUUCAAAUCCAAAAACGUGCAGGCUGGCAUGUGAUAGAGAAACAUGUUCGCUAAAGCUUCACAACAAACAAAGAAACACCGGCUGUGUUUCGGUUGCUAAAGGCAGCUGCAAUCCACCGCUUUCCACCAACAGCAUUCUUCUUUAUUGUCUCCAUUAUUAAUUGAAGAAAUUGAAAAAGAUUCAGCAACACGGAUGUCCAAAAUACUGUGUAAUUAUGCGAUGAAAAGAGACUACUUUUAGCCGUGAAUGGUGCUGGGCUAAAAUAUCCGUUCAACCAAUAACGUCCGCAACGUUUUCAACAAGAAAAUCCGCGGGAAAUUUAAAAUUGUAAUUUAGUAAACUAAACCAGCCGUAUUGGCAUGUGUUGCAAUGUUAAUAUUUCAUCAUUGAUAUAUAAACUAUCAGACUGCGUGGUCGGUAGUCGUGGGUUUCAGUAGGCCUUUAAAAUCGGCGUAUUCCUCGGAUGUCUUUUCUGGUUUCUCCUCUUCACUGACUAGUGGCUGUCAGGUUGCUAACAAUGGUUGAACCGGUGGGGUUUAUCGAGGCUUGGAGAACCCAGUUUCCCGAAUCGGAUCCACCGUGCAUGGAGCUGAACUCUUUAGGGGCGAUCGAACAGGAGCUGGUCAAAUGCAAGACGUCCAUCAGACACUUGGAGAAGGAGGUCAACAAAGAGCGCUUUCGGAUGAUCUACCUGCAGACUCUCCUCGCCAAAGAGAAGAAGUCUUACGACGGGCAGAGAUGGGGUUUUAAAAGGCCGGCGCAGGCAAGUGAUACAGACGUUUGCGGCGGUCCGGAUGGUCACAAAAAGGAAGCGGAGCAGACUAGGACCGGACCCGGCAGGACCGCACAAUGGAUACCGCAUCCAGAGGCAGAGGCUGAAGGUACCAAAUCGAAGGGUCGAGCCUCACCUUUCCGCCCGGAGUCUGACAUUCCCGAAUUCCCAGUCGGGCCGGGUUCUGUUGCAGCUCUGCGAUCCAACUUUGAGCGCAUCAGGAGAGCCAAUUCCCACACGGCCGGAGGGUCGUCGGUGAUGGGAGAGCCGGAAAAACCCUUCUACGUUAACAUGGAGUACCAUUACGAGCGAGGACUGGUGAAAGUGAACGACCGGGAGGUCUCGGACAAGAUCAGCACACUCGGUUGUCAGGCCAUGCAGAUGGAACGUAAGAGGUCUCUUCAUUCCAUGCCAGGGAACCUUUCCGCCACUACGGGGGACAUAAGCAAGUGUUUCCAACGGGGCAGGUCCACGGAGGGGAACUACAGCUAUAACGGGAUAUACGACGAACCCGAGGAACCCUUCCCGAAAGACUGUGCUGUCCGUUCCACUGGAGGAACGUCUGAGCCGCGGGCAGCCGAGUGCCCGCCGUAUGCCAGCGUGUAUGUCGGGGGGAUGAUGGCCGCUGAGCGGGAGACGAGAGUAAUCCACAUUAAAGACCACAGCAUAGAGGAAGAGACACACCUAACAUGGCCGAGGCACUCCUGCUCCCCUGGGGGCUUCGACGAUGUCGGAGAAGGAUACACUCCGGACUGUAGCUCCAAUGAGAACCUGACAUCCAGCGAAGAGGACUUCUCCUCAGGCCAGUCCAGCCACGUCUCCCCCAGUCCCACCGCCUAUCAGAUGUUCAGGCAGAAAAGCCGCUCACCGUCCCAGCAGUCCUGCGACAGCAGCAGUCCACCCACGCCUCUCUCCUUAAAGCGUCUGAGGCAGCAGGUGGGUCUGAGUGACGCGGCCGUCAGAGUGCGUAAGACGGGCCAACCCUGGCCCAGUGAUGGGGACUCCACCGUGUCCAGCAGAACCUCCCAUGACAACAGUAUUCAAGGAGAUCUGGAUAACGAGGCGCCUCCAUCAUACAACUAUGACCUGGAACACUCAGAAGACCACCAGUCUGGUCACGAUGCUCUGUCCCUCACCGGGUCUCCUUCCACUCCGCCACAGCUCCGCUCCAAGAGUCGAUGCAGCCGAGACACCCGGUCGUCUUGUUCCCUUGAGUCCACACUGUCGGUGGAGCUGGAUCAGGAAAAAGAUAUGGAGAUGAGGAAAUGGGUUCUGUCGGGAAUCCUGGCCAGUGAGGAGACCUACCUCAACCACCUAGAAGCACUUUUGAUUCCCAUGAAGCCUCUGAGGGCGGCAGCCACAACGUCCCAACCGAUGCUGACCAACCAACAGAUCGAGACAAUUUUCUUCAAAGUCCCAGAGCUCCAUGAGAUCCAUAAAGACUUCUAUGAUGCUCUGCUUCCUCGUGUCCAAGACUGCAGUUACCAGCAAUGUGUGGGAGACCUCUUCCAGAGACUGGCCAGCCAGCUCGGAGUGUACCGGGCCUUUGUGGAUAACUAUGAGGUUGCUGUGGAGACGGCAGACAAGUGCUGCCAGGCUAACACACAUUUUGCCCAGAUAUCUGAGAAUCUCAAAGUCAAAAGCACUAAGGACUGCAAAGAUCAAUCCGAGAAGAAAUCCCUGGAGACUCUUCUUUACAAGCCUGUGGACCGAGUGACCCGCAGCACACUAGUUUUGCAUGAUUUACUGAAGCAUACUCCCUGCAGCCACCCUGACUAUCCACUGUUACAGGAUGCUCUGCGCAUCUCCCAGAACUUCUUGUCCAGCGUUAAUGAAGAAAUCACCCCUCGCAGACAGUCCAUGACAGUCAAGAAGGGAGAGAACCGUCAGCUUCUGAGAGAUCGCUUCAUGGUGGAGCUGGUUGAAGGUUCCAGGAAACUCCGUCACGUCUUCCUCUUCACUGACCUGCUGCUCUGUACCAAGCUGAAGAAACAGGCUGUGGGCAAAGGACAACAGUAUGACUGCAAGUGGUACAUUCCGCUGGUUGACCUGACCUUCCAGACCAUCGAGGACUGCGAGUCGACCCCCAUCCCUCUGGUCCAGGACGAGGAGAUUGAUGCCAUCAAGAUCAAAAUAUCCCAGAUCAAGAACGAGAUUCAAAGAGAGAAGAGAACCACCAAAGGACCCAAAGUGGUGGAGCGACUGAGGAAGAAGUUAUCAGAGCAGGAGUCUCUGCUUCUUCUAAUGUCGCCCAACAUGGCUUUCAGAGUGGCUCACAGAAAUGGGAAGGGUUUCACAUUUCUCAUCUCCUCUGACUACGAACGGGCUGAAUGGAGAGAUAUCAUCCGUGAACAGCAAAAGAAAUGUUUCAAAAGCUUCUCACUCACAUCCCUGGAGCUGCAGAUGCUUACUAACUCGUGUGUGAAACUCCAGACCGUCCACACUGUUCCAGUGAGCAUGAAUAAGGAGGAUGAUGAAUCUCCGGGGUUGUACGGAUUCCUGAAUGUAAUUGUCCACUCCGCAUGUGGACUCAAGCAGAGCUUAAAUCUUUACUGCUCUCUUGAGGUGGAUUCCUUUGGCUACUUUGUCAACAAAGCCAAAACCCGCGUGUACAGGGACUCUACAGAGCCCAGCUGGAACGAGGAGUUUGAAAUUGAGCUAGAAGGCUCUCAGACUCUGAGGUUGCUCUGCUAUGAAAAGUCUUGCAGUAAAGCCAAACAGAGCAAAGAAGAUGGAGAGAUGACGGACAAGAUUGUGGCCAAAGGACAGAUAAAGUUGGAUCCUCAGAACUUGCAAAACAAAGACUGGCAGAGAACUGUGAUUGCUGUAAAUGGGGUUGAGGUAAAGCUGUCAAUGAAGUUCACCAGCAGAGAGUUCAGUCUUAAGCGCAUGCCUUCACGGAAACAGUCCGGCGUGUUUGGGGUGAAAAUCCACGUUGUCACAAAACGGGAGCGCUCCAAGGUUCCACUCAUUGUGAGGCAGUGUGUUGAGGAGAUUGAGCGGCGAGGGAUGGAAGAAGUGGGAAUCUACCGAGUGUCUGGCGUGGCAACAGAUAUCCAAGCUCUUAAGGCGGCCUUUGAUUCCAACAACAAGGAUGUGUCUGUGAUGAUGCGAGACAUGGACGUCAACGCCAUCGCCGGCACGCUGAAGUUGUAUUUCCGCGAGCUGCCGGAGCCUCUUUUCACUGACGAGAUGUACCCCAACUUUUCUGGAGGCGUCGCUCUGUGUGACACUGUGGCCAAGGAGAGCUGCAUGCUCAACCUGCUGCUGUCUCUACCAGAACCCAACCUGCUCACCUUCCUUUUCCUGCUGGACCACCUGAAAAGAGUGUCUGAAAAGGAGUGUGUCAACAAGAUGUCUCUACACAACCUGGCCACGGUCUUUGGUCCCACUCUGCUGCGGCCUUCAGAGAAAGACAGCAAGGUCAGCAUGAACAUCUCCCAGCCCAUCUCCAUGAACGACAGCUGGUCCCUGGAGGUCAUGGCUCAGGUGCAAGUUCUCCUCUAUUUUCUGCAGCUAGAGAACAUUCCCACACCCGACAGCAAACGACAAAGCCUCCUCUUCUCCACGGAAGUAUAGCGGCGUGGGGAGGAAAAGACUUCCUUGAAUACGCUGCAGAGUUCUGCCACCAGGCGGCGCCAUCACCCUGUGAGUCAUAAACAGAAGCUACUUUUCUGAGCUGUGAGAGUUGACCUUGCUGCAAAUGUUUUCAAAGUCAUGGCGCACAUUAUGUCCAUAUGCACAAGAGUCAAUUGGUAACAUUCCUGUAAGGAAGCAAGAGAGAUGACAGCAGAAAUGUUAAAUACAGUAACACUUUUGUAUGGGGAACACAUAUUCACCAUUAAUUAACGUGCAAAAUAGUAACAUAAUGGCUCCUAAUUAGUCAUUAUUAAGUACUUAAUAAUGCCUUAUUUUGCAUGGCCUAAUUAUACAAGCAGUAAGCUUUUAAUCAAUCAAUCAAUCAAUCAAUGUUUAUUUAUAUAGCCCCAAAUCACAAAUGUCUCAAAGGACUACAACAUCCUCGGAAGAACCCACAAAAGGGCAAGGAAAACUCACACCCAGUGGGCAGGGAGAAUUCACAUCCAGUGGGACGCCAGUGACAAUCAAUCAAUCAAUCAAUGUUUACUUAUAUAGCCCUAAAUCACUAGUGUCUCAAAGGGCUGCACAAACCACCACGACAUCCUCGGUAGGCCCACAUAAGGGCAAGGAAAACUCACACCCAGUGGGACAUCGGUGACAAUAAUGACCCAGUGGGACGUCGGUGACAAUGAUGACUAUGAGAACCUUGGAGAGGAGGAAAGCAAUGGAUGUCGAGCGGGUCUAACAUGAUACUGUGAAAGUUCAAUCCAUAAUGGAUCCAACACAGUCGCGAGAGUCCAGUCCAAAGCGGAUUCAACACAGCAGCGAGAGUCCCGUUCACAGCGGAGCCAGCAGGAAACCAUCCCAAGCGGAGGCGGAUCAGCAGCGCUGACUAUGCUGACUAUGAGAAACCUUGGAGAGGACCUCAGAUGUGGGCACCCCCCCCCUCCCCCCUUUAGGGGACCGAAAGCAAUGGAUGUCGAGCGGGUCCAACAUGAUACUGUGAAAGUUCAAUCCAUAGUGGCUCCAACACAGCCGCGAGAGUUCAGUUCAAAGCGGAUCCAAGACAGCACCGAGAGUCCCGUCCACAGGAAACCAUCUCAAGCGGAGGCGGAUCAGCAGCGUAGAGAUGUCCCCAACCGAUACAGGCGAGCGCUCCAUCCUGGGUCUCGACUCUGGAUAGCCAGUACUUCAUCCAUGGUCAUCGGACCGGACCCCCCGGGGACAUAGGAGAAAGAAAAGAAGCGGCAGAUCAACUGGUCUAAAAAGGAGGUCUAUUUAAAGGCUAGAGUAUACAAAUGAGUUUUAAGGUGAGACUUAAAUGCUUCUACUGAGGUAGCAUCUCGAACUGUUACCGGGAGGGCAUUCCAGAGUACUGGAACCCGAACGGAAAACGCUCUAUAGCCCGCAGACUUUAACUAAGAGUCUUCCCUCAAUUACCUCAGAAUUAUUGCUUAUUAGUAGGGAUGCACCGAAAUGAGAAUUUGUGGCCGAAGCCGAAACCAAAUAAAAUUUGAGCGCUUGGCCGAAUACCGAAUAAUAAAUGCAGUUUUUCACAACUUUUCUAUAUUGCAUAAAUAGCCUUGAAUACAUUUUCAGACAUGUUUUUCAAAUAAAGUAAAUUUUUAUUGAAUAUUGACAUUUUUGUAAUAUUCCAGUAGCUUUUGCGUGUUCCAAAAAAAAAAAAAAAUAGUUUUUCAUUUAUAUUAGGCCUUCAAACAAAACAUGCAUUCCAAAAAAAAAAAAAGUGCAUUAAAGUGGAUAAACCCACAACAAAUGAAUUAUUGUCCUUUUGGCAAAAGUCUGCUUAGCCACAGUAGAUAUGCUAAUAAUGUAAACAGAAGUCUCAAGUAAAUCU
This is a messenger RNA of Nerophis ophidion (straightnose pipefish), 7280 nucleotides long. Its product is annotated as PH_BCR_vertebrate and RhoGAP_Bcr domain-containing protein. The record is from RefSeq and is a predicted model, not a curated record. The transcript is spliced from 24 exons. Gene Ontology annotation, cellular component: membrane. The coding region runs from base 1589 to 5422 and encodes 1277 amino acids. Gene Ontology annotation, biological process: positive regulation of GTPase activity; intracellular signal transduction; protein phosphorylation. Gene Ontology annotation, molecular function: GTPase activator activity; guanyl-nucleotide exchange factor activity; protein serine/threonine kinase activity. NCBI's taxonomy places the organism in Eukaryota, Metazoa, Chordata, Actinopteri, Syngnathiformes, Syngnathidae.